AACUGAUGAUUGAAAUUUGAAGGCCUGUCUUUGACUUCUACUAUCUCUCUUCCUCAAUAAAUAUCUCUCUCCUCUAACUUCUCUCUCCCAAUUCCAAAACCAGAAACUCUUUAUUUUUUUGAAUGAAACAAAUACCCAAAUCUUAUCUCUUCAGAAUUUAUCAAUCUGACAAGAACAAAAUUAAAUCAGACUGAGAAAUAUGGGAAGAGCUCCUUGUUGUGACAAAGCAAACGUAAAGAAAGGACCAUGGUCACCUGAAGAAGAUGCAAAACUUAAGGAGUAUAUAGAGAAAAAUGGAACUGGCGGCAAUUGGAUUUCUCUUCCUCAGAAAGCUGGUCUUAAAAGAUGUGGGAAAAGCUGCAGACUGAGAUGGCUUAAUUAUCUGAGACCCAACAUUAAACAUGGAGAAUUCACUGAUGAUGAAGAUAGAAUCAUUUGCAGCCUCUUUGCAAACAUCGGAAGCAGGUGGUCAAUAAUAGCAGCUCAGUUACCUGGCAGGACUGACAAUGAUAUCAAGAACUACUGGAACACAAAGCUCAAGAAGAAGCUCAUGGCCAUGGUUGCUGCAAACCCAUUAAGCUACCCUCAGCCUGAUUCCACCUUCUCAUCUCCAUCAUCUUCAUCCUCAUCACUCUCUUACAACCCUAGUAACAGUAACCCGACUUAUUACAUUCCUGCACCACCUGCAACUUCUCUUACAACCGGCCUUGAACCCAUCUCAUAUUCUUCAUCAACUCUUCUAAAUUCUCUCCACCCAGUGCAGGAGACAAUUAGUUUUAACUAUCAAGUCAAUGAGAGUGUUGUCAUGGUGGGAAGAGAUCAAGCAAGUGCUUGCAGCUCGUCUGAUGGGAGUAGCAGCAACAAGAUGAUCAGCCAUGGGGUAGAGCAGCAGAAUAUCAGCUGGUACAGUAAUGGAGUUGAAGAUGAGGAGCAGAGAAAUGGGUUAUGGAGUUCUUCAGAAGCUGCAUUAGACUAUGGAUUAGAGGAAAUCAAAGGGCUAACUAGCAGUAAUAAUAAUAAUCGUGAAAGUUGUAACAGCUUCUUGUUUGAGGAAAGCAAGACAGAGGAAAAGGUGAUGUACUACUACUAUUGAAAUGAUACUGACUAUGACUGUGAGUAAAAUCACAAAGAUUUGAAAGAACAGGGGAUGGGCUUUUUGAGAUUUCAAAAUUUUAUUUUAAUUUAUUUUUUUACACCCAGUUUAUGUGGGUAAGUGCUUUUUGUGUUUAUUUAGGAAGCACUUUGGUUAAAAAGCUACUUUUUGUUGUGCAUUUCUUUUUGGGAAUUUCAUAUAUAGUUGUUUUAGUACAGUUUCUAACUGCAACUUUCAGAAAU
This is a messenger RNA of Carica papaya (papaya), 1335 nucleotides long. It is a transcript of the gene RAX2, whose product is annotated as Duplicated homeodomain-like superfamily protein. The record is from RefSeq and is a predicted model, not a curated record. NCBI's taxonomy places the organism in Eukaryota, Viridiplantae, Streptophyta, Magnoliopsida, Brassicales, Caricaceae.